UUCAGUCUGAAGUUAAUUUGUGUAAAGUUUUUAAGUUGAAGCCAAUCUUCUCAGUUUUGGACAAGUGAUCUUGACUGAUCCUAGCAUAGCACUCGCCUUUUUAACCUGAAUUCUCUUCUGUGCUCAGCCCUCUAAUUUUACGUCAAUAUCUGUAAAAUGAUGCGGUUUUGUUCAAUGGAUAUCACAAACACUCAUUCUAAUGCAUGAACUUUAGAAGCACUUGACUUUUGUGCUUAGAAGUUGCAAGCCAAUGAUUUGACUUCAGUCCUGCUUUUAAUGCUCACAGCUGAGAAACCCAACAGUCCUCCAUUGCAUCGAUUUGACUUGGAAGCUCUUUAAAUGUAGCAUUUAAAUGUUGGGUUACAGUUGUACAAGAUAUUGAUAAGGCUGCAUUUGGAGUGUUCAGUUUAGGUCGCCCUAUUAUAGGAAGGAUGUUAAACUGGAAAGAUUGCUCGUAAGAAGUUCAAGGAUGUUGCCAGGACUUGAGGGCCUGAACUAUAGGGAAGAGGUUGGGCAGGCUAGGACUUUAUUCCUUGGGAACACUGGAGGAUUAUGGAUGAUCUUGGGUGUAUAAGAUCACGUGGGGAAUAAAUUGGGAAAACACAGAGUAUUUUACCCAGAGUAGGAAAAUCGAGAACCAGGGGGCAUAGGUUUCAGGGAUGAGAGGAAAGAUUUAAUGGGAUCCUGAGGGACAAUUCUUUUCAGAGGAUGAUGUCUGUAUGGGGCAAGCUGCCAGAGGAAGCAGUUGAAGAAAGUACUAUGGUAACAUUUAAAAGGUAUUUCCACUGAUAUGUGGGUAGGAAAGGUUUGGAAGGAUGUGGGCCAAACGCAGGCUGGUCAGACUAGUGUAGAUGGAAAUUUUUGGAUGGCAUAGGCAAGUUGGGCAGAAGGGCCUGUUUACAUGCUGAAUUACUCUAAAUAGACAAGCCCUCAUUGGCAUAUUUUAACUCUCAACAGUGCAUCCAUGGAUAAAAAUGCAAAAUCUGUGCGUACGUCCAAUAUAGUCAAAGAUCUAGGAGUUCCUGAAGGUAUUGCUGUGGACUGGAUCUAUAAACAUCUUUACUGGACUGAUUGUGGCACAAAGACAAUCUCUGUUGUGAAGUUUGAUGGAACAAAAAGAAAAAUCCUCUUUGAUGCGGACCUAAGGGAACCAACUUCCAUAGCUGUUAAUCCACUCGCGGGGUUUGUUUACUGGUCGGACUGGGGUGAGCCAGCAAAAAUUGAAAAAGCAGGGAUGAAUGGUUAUGACCGUAGCCUUCUGGUUUCUAAAAACAUUGAAUGGCCACAUGGCAUUGCUCUUGAUCUGGUGAAAGGUCGGCUCUAUUGGGUUGACUCAAAACUCUACACAUUAUCAAGUGUAGACUUGAAUGGUGAAGACAGAAGAAUUAUCUUGGUGUCAAAGGAACUCCUGGCUCACGCCCUUGCAAUUACCAUAUUUGAGGAUAAUGUGUUCUGGGUUGAUGGAGAAAGAAAAGCACUUUAUGGAGCCAACAAAUUUACAGGUUCUGAUACAAGGCUUUUGGCCUCGGACCUUCAGGACCCUCGUGACCUUGUUGCAUAUCAUAAGCUGACUCAACCAUCGGGCAUCAACUGGUGUGAGAAUCUGAAGACUACAAGCUGUGAAUACAUGUGCCUUCCAGCUCCACAAAUUGACAGACAUUCUCCCAAAUAUACUUGUGUGUGUCCGUCUGGGUUGGAGCUGGAUAAGGACGGGCAAAAGUGCAGGAUGGGUAUAUGUGAGUUUCCCCUUUAUCCACUUGAUCUAACCUAGAUUUGUAGGAAGGAACUGUAGAUGCUGGUUUAAACCAAAGAUAGACACAACAUGCUGAGUUACUCGAGCUUUGUGUGUCUGUCUUUGAAUUCCAGGAGAAAGGUAUUGAUUUAAGACAUUACCACUUGGCAGUCUAAAUAAU
This is a messenger RNA of Leucoraja erinaceus (little skate), 1913 nucleotides long. Its product is annotated as very low-density lipoprotein receptor-like. NCBI's taxonomy places the organism in Eukaryota, Metazoa, Chordata, Chondrichthyes, Rajiformes, Rajidae. The transcript is spliced from 5 exons. The record is from RefSeq and is a predicted model, not a curated record. Bases 965 to 1771 code for a protein of 268 amino acids.